GAAGCCAUCAAUGAAGUCAUUUAUACCGAACGAGAUUUUGUUCGAGAUAUGGAAUAUUUGAGAGAUGUUUGGGUCGCUGGUAUCCGUAACUCAGACAUCAUUCCGGUUGAAAGGCGAGAGGCCUUUAUCUCUCAGGUCUUUUGGAACCUCUUGGCUAUUAUUGAUGUCAACACCCGGCUCCGUGAUGCCUUGACAAAACGGCAGAAACAAUACACAAUCGUAGGAGAGAUUGGGGAUAUUUUCCUCGAAAUCGUGCCUUCGUUCUCUCCAUUUGUGGACUAUGGCGCUCAUCAGAUGUACGGAAAAUACGAAUUCGAGAAAGAGAAGGCAAAUAACCCCGCCUUUGCUGCAUUUGUUGAGGACAUCGAACGUCUUCCGGAAUCACGUAAACUGGAAUUAAAUGGGUAUCUCACAAAACCAACCACUCGAUUGGCACGAUAUCCUCUGCUACUUGAAGCCGUCCUCAAGCACACCCCGGAGAGUUCCCCCGACAAACUGACCCUACAGGAGGUCAUUAAGACA
Molecule: messenger RNA, 522 nt
Organism: Acaulospora colombiana
Lineage: Eukaryota; Fungi; Glomeromycota; Glomeromycetes; Diversisporales; Acaulosporaceae
Source: the annotation of a GenBank genome assembly